GCACCCCCACCGAAUUCGAAACCAGGGCGGCGGAGGCGAUGUCGGCUCCGCCCUGCCUCCGCCGCCGACAGAGUUUGCUCGAAACCGCGUCGGCGAUUCCCUGCUCAAUGUGAAUUCACACUUCUCCCGUCUUUGCCAAAUCGCACUUGUUAAUCGCUCACCAAAACCUAGCUAGUCAAAUGGAGCCCACCGUAUCCUAAUUGAAACCGCCAAAAACCUCCUUAAAUAAAUCUGAUCUCAUCUACAGUCGAAGAAGAAGAAGAACAACAACCAAAUUCAGCGUUGACAAUUCUCAUCUUUUGGCGGCGGAUAUUUAAUUAUGAAGAAUGGACUUCACCUCCCCAACUUGUCCGUAGUUGAUACUUGCAUACAUCUCUGUAUAUAUACACAUAUAUAUAUAUUUACUAUAACGGUCUGUGCAGGAAGUUCGAAUGGAGAGCUGGAUCGCGUCAAACUUCUGGAAUUAAGAAGCAUUAAUUUGAUUGUUCUUCUGGUAGCGAGAAGAAAAUCCAUCAAAUUUGAAUUUUCUGACUUUUGAAUUGAUAACAAGAUCAGCAAAGUCCCUGAGGCUAAAUAUAUUAUAUGCGUAUAUAUAUAGAUAUAUCUUUGUUGGUGUAAUCUUACAUGUGUGAAAUCAAAGUGGCGAAUCGAAGGGACGAUUUUCAGGGGAAGAGGGGUGAAAGCAGCGAUGAUGCACACGAGGUGUUCGACGUAAGGGGGAAUAGCAACGUGUGGGAUUCAUUGGCUUCUCCUUUGCUUCCUGGAAUCGACAGACAGCGAGAGAUGUCUGCUAUGGUGCUUGCUCUGUCUCGUGUCGUCUCCGGCGGCAGAGACGAAGGUGCUGUCGAACAAAUCAAUGGCGGUGAUCAGCAGAGACCUGAAUUUGUUGCCGCUGAUAUUCCCAUUGCACCUUUCAACUUGGCAGCUUCAUUAGAGGCAAGUCCACCGGCUCCGGCUCCGGCUCCGAGAACGAGCGUAAUACCUACGACAGGGUCAUCUGCCGUGUACAUGUACACGCCGACGCUGCUGCACCCGACCGAGCACCAGGCAUUGGGCGUCGGGGGUGCCAUGCGGCUGAGCCGACGAUACAGAGGUGUGAGGCAGAGGCCUUGGGGAAAAUGGGCUGCCGAAAUCCGGGAUCCUUACAAAGCCGCGAGGGUGUGGCUCGGGACGUUUGACACGGCCGAGGACGCUGCCCGUGCGUACGACGAGGCGGCCCUCCGGUUCCGAGGCAACAAGGCUAAGCUCAACUUCCCCGAGAAUGUCCGGCUGCUUAACACCCAUCCGGCUGCAUCAUCGUCGUCCUCCUCGUUCAAUCCUGACUGUCAGAUUAGUCCCGUCUCAGUUUCAGACGAGGCGAUUGUGCAUAGCCAGGCUCAGUUUCAUCAGCAGCCUGACGGGAAUUAUGGGCCGUCGAAUUUAGCCGGGUUUAUGACGCUCGACGCUGUGCAACGGCUGCACGGAAGCGAUGGUGGUUCGACUUCGAAUCGGUUGUUGGAUGAGCUGAUGGCUUAUCGUAAUCCGGACCGGUUUGAUCUCGAUCAGUACUGGCCGUUUCCGGUGGCUCCGACGCUUCCGGCGGCAGGUCAGGCCGCCGAUGAGGAUAUUCCGGCGGAUGGCAGCCAGAGGACAGAUUCCGGGCAGCAGACAUCCUCUGGAUGAGAAUUCUUGAAUGUGUUUGUCUGAGUUCUCUUUCUCUUUUUAACUUAUAAUUUUGAGUAUUUUGUUUUAUAGGGGAGAUGCAUAAUAAUAUGAUUCUUGGGUUUUGCUUGGAUUUUCUGUUUGCAAAUCCCAAUUGAAGACUCCAUUUUGGAAUUUUGAAAACAUUUGGGAAUAAUAUAUUUAUAUAUAUGUUAUUAAGA
Molecule: messenger RNA, 1862 nt
Organism: Andrographis paniculata
Lineage: Eukaryota; Viridiplantae; Streptophyta; Magnoliopsida; Lamiales; Acanthaceae
Product: ethylene-responsive transcription factor ABR1-like
Exons: 2
Coding region: 625-1662 (345 amino acids)
Biological process (GO): regulation of DNA-templated transcription; ethylene-activated signaling pathway
Molecular function (GO): DNA-binding transcription factor activity; DNA binding
Source: RefSeq, a predicted model, not a curated record